Mesorhabditis spiculigera is the source of this 237-nucleotide messenger RNA. Lineage: Eukaryota; Metazoa; Nematoda; Chromadorea; Rhabditida; Rhabditidae. The record is from the annotation of a GenBank genome assembly.
AUGGCUACUGGGUUGAAAGCCUAUUUUGCUAAACGCCAAGUCAGCACGAUCCUCCAAAGAUGGGUGCUGCUUUCGGCUGUUGCCGUUAGCGAAUGCUAUCAAUAUCCCAAUGAUGCGUCAAAAGUUAAGCGUUUUUUAGCUCCAUUGAACUCUGAAACCCUGAAAAAACCCGAACCCGAAGCCUACGACAAAAUGAAGACUAGUGGAUUGACGACGGUUUAUUUCAACAAAGGAUUG